Molecule: messenger RNA, 2034 nt
Organism: Hirsutella rhossiliensis
Lineage: Eukaryota; Fungi; Ascomycota; Sordariomycetes; Hypocreales; Ophiocordycipitaceae
Exons: 1
Coding region: 1-2034 (677 amino acids)
Source: RefSeq, a predicted model, not a curated record
AUGCCCGUGCGGCCGGCGCCCGUUCAAUGCCGGCGCGCCGUCUGCCGACACGCCGUCCCCUCCCCGGCCGCCGUCGUCCGGGUCCCCGUCGAGCCAUGCAGCCGCCGCUCGACUUCUCCACGCCGAUGCCUCAACUCGCACGCCGGCCCUCUCGAAGGCCGUCGCCGCAUGGGAAAGCGCCAUAUGACGGGGCUCAUGCCCGCCUCCUCCGUAUACCCUCCCGUCUGGCAGUUCGAUGCCCCUCCCGCCACCACCAUCCCCCGAUGGGAACCCCCGACCACGCCAUUGUACCGAAGACAGAAACACGAGCGUCUGGGCCUCUCUGGCCUUCUCAACCACUUUCUCAGCUGGCUCGACCAUUCCCAUGCAGAGAAGCCCAUGGUGCCGCCGGUGGCUAUGCAUGUUCAUGCCGUGGACAGUACCGCUCAGUACCAAGCGACCCCUGAAGCAACCUCACCGGCCUCAUCAAGCUCUUCACAAGCCAACCUCGAGUUCGUCCACCUGCGAAGCGCCAUAUGGGUGUUGGAAAACGUCGAUGAGAACAGCUUGCAACCACUGUUCAACUCCUGUGCACACUCGCUAUGGCACAAACUGCAAAGUGGAGAGUUGUCUCCCAACGCCUUAGACACCGCCGUCUUGGACCCCCUUGACUCGGCGACGAGGCAACGGAUCCCGACAGAAAACAUGGCGGACGAAAUGGUCGCCUCCUUUCGCAGCAUUGUCCUGUCGGCCCUCGAGGCUGUCCAAAGCGAGGGCGACAAGUCGGUCGAUCCGACACUGUGGCUGAGCUUCGCGCAGAGGGUUUGCGGCACCAAGGGAAGACGACAUGAUAUUCUACUCUUUGGCAAGCUGAUGCGCACCAUGCCAACUUCGCUGCGGGCGCAGGUCCCCCCCGAUCACAUAGCCGAGCUGGCUCGAGCAGUCGUGGUGGAACAUGCGACCCGCGACGACCUGGCUCACCGCUGGUCAACUCAAGCCCACAGCUUCAGCCGUGCCUUGCAGGAACUGACUACGACGCAGCGGCAGAAUCUUGACGACGACAUGAGGUGGUUUUUACUGCGGCAGGAUAGGGCAGUGAGAGAAAGGCAGAUAUUGUCCUUCUCCUGGCUGAUCAUCAAGGCUUACGAUACUCAAGCGACGACGGCAGACUUGCUCAAGACUCAUGUCGAGACAGCUCCACUAAACACUCGUGUCAGCAGUCUGAACCUGUGGCAUCUCCUGGCGGCCCGGUUCAUCGGGGCCGGAGCUGUGGAAAGCGAGCACAGCAAACUGCUGUUGGAGGCGGAAUACGAGUCCCUGGGCCAACGUUGGACGUUUCUCGUUCUUGCUCUGAUGGCCUCUCAGAAAAAGGAUGAGAGCUUGCGUGAGCUGUGCUCCUUCUUGAGUAGCAUUGGAGAGUUCGAUACCAUGGCCCAGGCCCUGACGGAACGGGCGCUCCCUGUUGUCCGCAUAGACGCCGUCCAAGCGAUAGCGAUCGCCUGCAAUGACCACAACCGGGCCCUUGCACUUCACGAUGCUCUCCUCUCCAGGGGGGGGUCAGAGCGAAUGCUGGCCUCAUGGGACUGGACCAUGUGGGUCAAAUAUGCAGAAAGAAUCAUCAAAGACCCAGCGAUGGAUUCUUGGCGCAUCUGGGACGUGCUUCACCUGAAGCGUCGCUCAAGUAAAGACAGGAGGGAUCGGGACGAGACUGCCAGCGACGUCGACGCCAAGGUUCAGCUGCUGGACCAGAUAAGCCAGUGGUUCAUGGAGGCGACACACAUCAAUGACCGUCAGCUGCUGCGAGAGCUGGAAAAGGUCAUUUACAUACAGAGGGGUUUAACGGGGACUCUGACACGGCAGUCACUGGCCCACCUCACAGACCUAUUGACACGCGACCUCUCUCGAGGCCGCAGGGGCCGGACGGAGCGGCUAGAGUGGCUGGUCCAGUUGGUUGCCCAGACACAGGGCAUGGACAAGGCAACCCGGGUGGCGUCGGCCAUCAGAGGCUGGAGGUGGACGCUUGCCCGGAGGCGCGCCGCGGAGUUGGUAAAGUAG